UCAUUUUUUUUUUAUUUGUAGAUUUAUUAGAUGAAUUUGAAGUUAAUUUAGUAACGAUUUAAACGUUGUGAUAAUAAGAAAAUUAACGAUUUUUUUUUGGGGCCAGCUAUAAGUAGUUUAAAUGUCGUGUUGGACUGGUUCUUGAGUUCGGAUUAAAUGAGCGCGUUAAACAAUUUUGUUGUUAGUAUCCCGAGCUCCGCGAAGCAAUCAAGAAGUUAACGACGAAGCGAUGUCUUUCUCUUUAUUUAAACACCGCGUACUACUGACCUUCUUCGCGGCCAGUUUUCAACAGAUUUUUGGUCAAGUUUUAAAUCCCCACGGACCACCACGAGUCGAUCAAAACCCCAUGUUUUUAGACUCCUUCGUUCCAGCAAGUUUGCAAUUAAUAUCCCACGUCACCGAAUUAAUGAAAUACGAAAUUCCCGCCACGGAAAUUACACCCACCGAAUCAGCGCCAUCUACAUCGUCUCAUCGCCCAGGAAUUUUCGCGCCCAACCCCGUUUUAAAUCCCCAAGAAUUAAUUUUGAAUAAACCACCAAGUUUUUAUUACAAAUUAUCGGGGGAAAAUCGCUAUCGAGGCUCGUAUUUGGGGAAUACUUACAAAAGUUGGGUCCAUUCGACGAGACAAACCGGAAGUAAAGCUAACAAAAGUGGAAACGGCGGCGGGGAGGAGUACUUUGGGGGCAUUCACAAAGAUUUGUACGAUAAAGUUAAUGGAAUCGGUGAGAUCGAUUCAGGAUUGAGCGAUCAAGAGAAAGUCGAACGAUUUUUGAAAGAUUACGACGAUUUUGAAAAUUUAAACGAGGAGAAUUCGAAUUUUUUGAGAAAAAAGAAACCUCCCCCACCGAAAGCUUACGUCUCAUUGUUAUCGUUAUAUGAUUCUUUGAAUAAGGAGGCGAAAAAAUUAGGAAUGAACAAAUAUGCGGGUUACACCACAAAUGUUUUAAAAGAUUUAACUGAAUUCUCCAAAGGAACCUCAUCGAAUCAAAUGAAACAAAUCUUCACGAAAAUCGUUGACCGAAGAGAAGUGCAGCAAGAAAAAGUUUUAACGACUUUAAAAACAAUCAUAAAAGACCUCGAUGAUCCGAAAAGUUACAUGAACGAUGCCCUAAGAUACAUCCCACCCUUAAAAUUUGAAUUUAGUACUUAACCAACAAAACAUAACCUCAAAAAAUAUUUUAAAUCCUUUUUUUUUUUGGUUG
Molecule: messenger RNA, 1202 nt
Organism: Onthophagus taurus
Lineage: Eukaryota; Metazoa; Arthropoda; Insecta; Coleoptera; Scarabaeidae
Source: RefSeq, a predicted model, not a curated record